Messenger RNA from Erpetoichthys calabaricus (reedfish), 1172 nucleotides. It is a transcript of the gene endou, whose product is annotated as endonuclease, polyU-specific. The record is from RefSeq and is a predicted model, not a curated record. The coding region runs from base 117 to 1031 and encodes 304 amino acids. Lineage: Eukaryota; Metazoa; Chordata; Cladistia; Polypteriformes; Polypteridae. Gene Ontology annotation, molecular function: RNA endonuclease activity. The transcript is spliced from 7 exons.
GAGGUUUCUGCACAGCUCACCUCCUGACGGGGGCCUCUCGCUGGAUUUCCCCGCCCCCUGACUGGACAGAGGGGCUUUAUAAAAACGAGCCGGGUAGCCUGAGCAGGAAUUCAGAGAUGAAGCUGCCUCUGCUUUCCGUGCUGUGGGUCCUCGUCGGCCUCCAUUGGCUUCAGUCAGGCAAUGUCUCGGCUCAGGUGUCCAUCACCAACGAGGAGCUGAAGGACAUGUCCGAGCUGCUCUUCUCUCUGGACAAGAACAAGGCCCAUCCAUCAGAGCUCAUCAUCAACCCUCAGCGCCUCAUUCCCAACUCUGAGACCAACCAGAAAGUGGACCUCAGUACAGAGCCGCUCUACACCUUUGUGGACGAGGCCACCCUGUUCACUAAGCCCACUUAUGCUGCCCUCAUCAAACUGCUGGAUAACUACAAUCGAAUGACGGGCACAGCUGAGCACUUCACCAAGGAACAGGUGGCAGAGCAGGAGGCCUUCUUGAAAAAGGUGGUGACCGACACUGAGAUUGGACGACAGCUAAGUACCUUCCUGCUCGCCAAAGGGGUCUACACCUCAGAGGCGGAGCUUAUCCAGGACCUUCAGAUGAUGUGGUUCGGCCUGUACUCCCGCAACAAGGGCCAGCUGGACUCCAGUGGCUUUGAGCACGUCUUUGUAGGAGAAAUCAAGAGCAGCAAAGUGUCCGGCUUCCACAACUGGGUCCAGUUCUACCUGCUAGAGAGGCGCGGGCAGCUCAACUACUACAGCCAUAACUUCGAUGGGCCUUGGGCCGGCUUUCCCGACAUCCUGGGCAUGCAGUUCAACUGGAGCGGCUACUUCAAGGAGGUCGGCUCGGCCUUCAUAGGCAGCAGCCCCGAAUUUGACUUUGCCAUCUACAGCCUCUGCUACAUCACCCGGCCUGGCAAAAUGUGCCACCUGAGUCUGGGGGGCAAGGCGCAGAGCAUCCAGACGUACACCUGGACCAACUCCUUCUACGGGGACGGAAAGAUGUUCAUCGCCUCGGCCUACCCGGUAUCACCCUGAGCGGCGUCACCUUGGCGUCUUUGGUGGGUGGGCACGGCCUGGGCUUCGUCAUCUCAGUGCCACUGAGCCCCCUGAUCAUCCUUCACAAAAAGAUGUCGCAUGGAGGAGAUAAACGAAUAAAUAAAUGAAUUGAUGAAUUUA